GUUGGCAGGGUAACGGACCCGGACCUACCUUCUCUCUGAUUGUCUGCUUUUUUUUUGUACAUAUAGAUAUUUUGACGUAUAUAUUUGUUAAGGUAUUAUUAGUCAUUUAGAAUUUUUUUAAAAGCUGAUCUGUUUCUUGUCAUCCUAUCCGGUGAUAAAUCUGUCUCUGGUGUGUAAGAGCUGUAUUUGUUGGAGGCUGGGGGUUGUGUGUGUAUAUGUAUAUAUAGAUAGAUAUAUAUAAGUGUGUGUUUUUUACUGGAUUGACUGAUGGAAUGACGGCGUGUGCAGAGGAAGAGCAAAGAGCUUAAACACACACACACACACACACUCUCUCACUCACUCUCUCUCACACACACACUGAAAAAGAGAGAGAGAGAGAGAUAAAAUGGAGAAAGGAGAUCUUGAGAUGAGCCUGCAGGAGAAGCUGACUCUGAGUGAGAAAGGUCUCAGUAGCUCUCCUGUAGACUCGACCCUGAGACCAGAGAAGCAGAACGAGGAGCCGCUCAAAGCCGACGACACCACCGUCACAGAUUCCUCUCUGAUCACAGACCCUCCCUCCAAAAUAGAGACGCCCGUCAAACCCAGCAGCAGACCCAGCACACCUGCAAACAGCGCCACCCCUCAGAACAAAAAAGAUGGGAUGAGCUCAGAACAGAAACAGAAGCUGGCUAAACAGAGGAGAGAGGAGCGGGCCAAAUACCUGGAACAGAAAACCCAUGAGCAAGCGAUGAAGAAAGCUCAGUGGCUGGAGAAGGAGGAGAAGGCUCGGCGUCUGAGGGAGAGUCAGCUGGAGGAUCGGAGGAGGAGGCUGGAGGAGCAGAGACUCCGGGCUGAGAAACGCCGGGCGCUCCUCGAGGAGAAACAGAGACAGAAGUUUGAGAAGAACAAGGAGAGAUAUGAGUCUGCUAUCAAACGUUCGACUAAGAAGACCUGGGCUGAGAUCAGACAGCAGCGAUGGUCCUGGGCUGGAGGACUAAACCAGACGUCUCGCAGAGAGAGCAGAUGCUCGUCGUCCACCGUAAACCUGCCACGGCAGACAGAACCUGUGAUUAGCAACAGGCUGUCCAAGUCGUCUGCGACGCUGUGGAACUCGCCCAAACGAACUCGUAGCUUGCGUCUGAGCCCGUGGGAGAGUCGCAUCGUGGAGAGACUCAUGACCCCAACGUUGUCCUUCCUGGCCAGAAGCCGAAGCGCCGCCACACUCCUAAACAGCAGCGACCCUCAUCAGUGUUCCCGUUCUCCGUCUGCGUCUCUGUUAGCCGGCUGCUCCCACCAGCACACCGCGGACCGCUGGAGCUCCAGCACACCAGAUAUCACACAGCGCCAGCGCAGACGCAACUCUACACCAGCAAAGAAAGAGAAGAAGGACAAAGAGAGAGAGAACGAAAAGGAGAAGAACGCCAUCACUAAAGAGAAGGUGCAGAAGAAGAGACAGUCCGAGCCGAUCACACAACCCAAACCAGAGCUCAGCACCAACAUUAAACCUAAGAGUCGCGUUUCCUCCCCCGCUCCCCCCAGAAGUCGUCCCCUGUCCCCCAGUCCUGCCGCGUCCCCCAAACCCUUGUCCAUCCCCCCGUCGCGUCCUGCCUCUAAAACCCGACCCCGGCGUGCACAGACCCCGGCCCGAGUCCAGCCGCCCGCCGUGAGCAAAGUCACCGUGACCGAGACAAAGAAAGAACAACCGGCUCAAACCGGACCUGCUAAAGAGGCCAAGAUUCCUGCUAUCACAGUCUCCGCCUCUCCUGAGAAACCGGCUCCUGCCAGCCAGCCAAUCACAGAAGUUUCUCAGGCACCAUCAGAGCCAACACCCUGUAAUCCUCCUGCUGACUCCACCCCUUCUGGUACCAAGCCGAUGGCGGGCACUACAGACCCGGAGGAGGCGACAAGAGCGCUGGCGGAGAAACGGCGGCAGGCUCGUGAGCAGAGAGAGAGAGAGGAGCAGGAGAGACUGGAGCAGGAGCAGAGGAACAGAGCUCUACAGGAAGAGCGCGCUCAGCGUGAGGAGGAGGAGAGGAAGCGCAGGGAGGAGGAGCAGAGGUUAAUGGCGGAGCAACAGCGUCUGCAGGAGGAGAAGGAGGCGCAGGAGAGAGCUCAAGCCGAGGAGGAGGAGAACAUGCGUCUCCAGAAACAGAGAGAGGAGGCGGAGUCGAGGGCUCGAGAGGAGGCGGAGCGUCAGAGGCUGGAGAGAGAGAAGCACUUUCAGAAAGAGGAGCAGGAACGUCUGGAGAGGAAGAAGAGACUGGAGGAGAUCAUGAAGAGAACCCGUAAGAGUGACGCGGGAGACAAGAAGGAGGUCAAAUCUCCAGCGCAGCUCAACGGCAAAGACACGAAUUCUGUCCCGGCGCUUAAUCCAUCUGUCAAUCACAGCAACAGCACUCCAGCUUUUAACCAAUCACAGGGCGAGGUGAAAGCUAGCCCCGUGUCCUGGAACUCUGCGCCUUUGGUAAACGGUGUCCAGGACACCAAACACCACAACGGCCUGUCCUCCAACGGAGACUUCGAAGAGAUCAUCCAGCUGACCAAUCACAGCAGCGCUAACAGCCCAGGGCAGGGCCAGUCGCCGAGCGGGAUCAGCCCCGAGCCCAUCAAGGCCUUCGAGGGAGGAGAGCCCUUCAUCAUGAAGGCGGGGCCAAUGAAGCCCCAGCAUGUAGCAGAAGUGCUGUGAGGAAUCAGACGAGGCUUGUACGCCGUGUACAUGAGGCGGGGAGAAACAGAGGGAGAGUGUGUGUGUGUGUAUGUGUGAGUGUCAGAGCGACCACUUCAAAAAGACUAAGAGACUGAAAGACGUUGAGAAUCAUCUUCCUGACGUCCCUUAUAUGAAAAAGCCCCGGAGUUAGAGACAGAGCUUUGAGUAUUGUUAUGAGAAAUUAUUGUAUUAUUGGUAUUGUCGUUGUUCUUAUACUUAUCAGUAUUUUUUCUUUUCAGUUCAGAAAUAAACUGUGUGUGUGCGUGUGUGUGUGUGUGUGUGCGCGUGUGUGUUUUGAGACACAUCAGCAGAGAGAUUGAGGUGAGGAUUGAUUAUGUAAAUGUAUAUUUGCCUGACCUGUGAAAUAAAUCUUUAUUAAAAUGGG
Molecule: messenger RNA, 3071 nt
Organism: Clarias gariepinus (North African catfish)
Lineage: Eukaryota; Metazoa; Chordata; Actinopteri; Siluriformes; Clariidae
Gene: map7d1b
Product: MAP7 domain containing 1b
Exons: 19
Coding region: 386-2665 (759 amino acids)
Biological process (GO): microtubule cytoskeleton organization
Cellular component (GO): microtubule cytoskeleton
Source: RefSeq, a predicted model, not a curated record